CAAAAAGCUAAGACCUUUAUUCCUCUUCUUCUUCACCAAUCUCCAUUUUUUCAUCAGCAAUUAGUGUUUUGUAAAAGAUGGGUAUAUAGAUAACUACAGUCUUACCCAUCUUCUUCUUCUUCAUCAGUUCAGUUUGCACAAUGUUGUGUAGAAAGAGUUCAAUCAAGGCAAAAAGUGGUUCAGUUCCUGUACAUCUCAACGUUUAUGAUCUCACACCCAUUAAUGGCUACGCAUACUGGUUAGGUCUCGGCGUUUAUCAUUCCGGUGUUGAAGUUCAUGGAGUAGAGUAUGCGUUUGGAGCACAUGAUUAUCCGACGACCGGAAUAUUUGAAGGGGAACCCAGACAAUGCGAUGGGUUCACUUUCAGGAAAGCGAUUCUAAUCGGAUGGACCGAGAUGGGACCGACCGAGGUCAGGAGAGUCAUGGAGGGUUUUGCUGAUGUUUACAAAGGAAAUGCUUACAAUUUGAUUACUAAGAAUUGUAAUCAUUUCUGUAAUGAUGCUUGUCUCCGGUUAACCGGAAACCCAAUUCCGAGUUGGGUUAAUCGACUCGCCAGAAUCGGCUUUAUUUGUCACUGCAUUGUGCCGGUGAGUCUAAACACGAACAAAGUUCGACACCAUAGAAUCGAGGACAAGGUUUGCGAGCCAGAGAAGAAGAAACUCAGUAGCAACUCAAACAGAUUCACUCCCUCGACCACUUCUUCUUCCUCGUCAUCUUCUUCAUCUCCUCGGACCAAAAAGAAUAGGAGCAGACGUUGCGGUGGUGUUGGUCCUCAUUCAUCGCCUUUGGUUCCUGAUCCUCCAAUGUCGUAGAAAUCAAUCCCAUCCCGGAUCAUUUUUUUUCUUGUUUUUUUUGUUUAUUAUUGGAAUUUCAUAUUGAAUUCAUUUCUUUAUCUUUAUGUCUUAUAAUAUGAUACUUUUAAGGGUUCAAAUCUUGUCAUUAUAAAAAAAAGUCAUUUUUUUUUCUUGCAAUCUUGUAAUGAUCCAUUUUGCCAA
Impatiens glandulifera is the source of this 995-nucleotide messenger RNA. Its product is annotated as deSI-like protein At4g17486. The record is from RefSeq and is a predicted model, not a curated record. The transcript has 3 exons. Gene Ontology annotation, biological process: protein deubiquitination. Bases 141 to 812 code for a protein of 223 amino acids. Lineage: Eukaryota; Viridiplantae; Streptophyta; Magnoliopsida; Ericales; Balsaminaceae. Gene Ontology annotation, molecular function: deubiquitinase activity.